AUGGCACAAGCAGCGGCUGCCGCAGCGCAGGCCAUCAAGAGUCAAGUUAAAAAGCUCCCAGAGCUCCAUGGCGUCGUGGUGUCUGCGGGGUUAAUGGACAAGACGGUCAAAGUGCGGGUAGGCGGGCAGAAGUGGAAUAACUACGUCAAGAAGUUCUUCGACGACCCGAAACAAUACCUCGUUCACGACCCCUGCAACUCGCUCCGGCUGGGUGACGUGGUGGCCAUCGAGCCGGGCUGGCGCACAUCGAAGCAAAAGCGGCACGUGGUUAAGUACAUCAUCGCUCCCGGUUCCGGCGUACCAAUCGACCAGCGCCCGCCGAUCCCGACACAAGAGGAGCGUCUGGAAGAGAAGGCGGCCAAGCGCUACGCCAAGGUGUACCGGCGCACGCUCCGCAAGACGGCCGAGAAGGUGGAAUCGUCGCUCGAGGUGGCCGAGCGCAUCCUCAGGAAGGGCUGGAGAGAGUUCGAGAUGCGUAAAGGGUUAAUAGAGCAGGCAGAGGAAAAGAUUCGGGAGAGGGAGGCCGAGCUGGCGGCGAAGGUGGCACAAUAG
Thermochaetoides thermophila DSM 1495 is the source of this 552-nucleotide messenger RNA. Its product is annotated as mitochondrial 37S ribosomal protein uS17m. Gene Ontology annotation, cellular component: mitochondrion; ribosome. Bases 1 to 552 code for a protein of 183 amino acids. Gene Ontology annotation, biological process: translation. The transcript is spliced from 2 exons. NCBI's taxonomy places the organism in Eukaryota, Fungi, Ascomycota, Sordariomycetes, Sordariales, Chaetomiaceae. The record is from RefSeq and is a predicted model, not a curated record. Gene Ontology annotation, molecular function: structural constituent of ribosome.